UAUCAGCCACCAUGCACCAGCCAGUCCGAAAUCGGCGAGCGUAGAGCGUGGUGCGACACCGCACAGUUCACUGUGGACACGCGGUCUCUCUGGAACGUUUACGCGAACAGUGCACACACGUGAAACCGAUUGCAGAGGAAAUGCUUCAACCACGCUUCUUCGAACUGAUCUUUGCCCAAACUAAUAAACAUUACUGAUAGUGCCUUUGUAAACAUAGUCAUUCACUCUAUCGGGCACAGUUUAGAAACGCGUGCGGUGUCUUCUGUUUUCGAACUAAGAAAAAAACUAUGUAAAAUAUCGAUAACGGGGCCAGUAUCAAAGUAAUUUGUGCGGUUUUGAGCGGCGAGUCCAGUGAUAGCGGAGACGGGUACAGGUCCAGCAUGCGGCACCUAAAAACGCUCCCGAAUCUCGGCCUACUGUUCGUUUUUGUCGUGGUGAUCGUGGUGAAUGGUUUUGUGUCUGGUGAUGGUGACGGCACAAGGACAAAACGCUAUAACAAAUACACCGUUGAUGAGCUGCUCAACACCGUUUUUCCCUACAAUGUCUCCAAUGACAUCGAUAUGGAUCCCUGUAAAGCAGGAGGAUUCAUGGGUGAUAUAGCUUUGCCUGAUGUCCAAUACUCCAAACCAAAAGACAAGAACACUGAUCUACAAGAGGAGGUUGAAAAAUACAAGCAGGAGGUUCUAGAGGGUCUGCAGGUGGAAGAAGAGGGCCUAACGGAUUACUUUAGAAAAAAGACAAAACAAUCUCAUUCCGGAUUACACAUGGUAACUUCCAGAAGUCCCAAUGAUCCAAUCGAUGGACUGUCCACCAUUGUACCAUUGAACAAGAUUGAUAAUUUUAAGCAUCAAAAUGUCUUACAAUCACCUCAGUCAAAUGUGGCAAUAACUGUACCAGAAAGUGAGAUAAUGGAAGGAACAACUGAAGAAGUUAAAGUGAGACAUAAACAGAAUUUGGAAAAGAAAAGUUAUAACAGAAGAAAAAGGCAUCAGAGGAGGAACCGUCGACGCAGAGAAAAACACACAUCCGAAGAACAGGAGGUGCCAGUCCAUGACUUCGAGCCAAACUUUGAUCAAAAAAGGAAAAAAUCUCAAAUACCCGUCUUGAACCAGCCUCUCAACAGAAGAGUAACCAGAGCGGCCACCGCCAGAAAGGAACGUAUUUGGAACUACGGAGUUAUACCCUACGAAAUCGAUGGUAAUUUUAGUGGCCUUCACAAGGCGCUCUUUAAGCAAGCGAUGAGACACUGGGAAAAUUACACUUGUGUCAAAUUUGUGGAGAGGAACAGAGAUGAGCAUGUCGACUAUAUUACAUUCACGGAAAGACCCUGUGGUUGUUGUUCCUUUGUUGGGAAGAGAGGCAAUGGUGGACAAGCGAUUAGUAUAGGAAAAAACUGCGAUAAAUUCGGUAUAGUUGUACACGAAUUGGGUCACGUAGUGGGCUUCUGGCAUGAACACACAAGGCCUGACAGAGACAAACACGUGGAUAUUUUAAGAGAUAAUAUUAUGAAUGGACAGGAAUACAAUUUCAAUAAAUUGAGCGAGGAUGAAGUAAAUUCUUUGGGUUUGACCUACGAUUAUGAUUCCAUAAUGCAUUAUGCUCGAAAUACUUUUUCUAAAGGAACUUAUUUGGACACAAUUCAACCUGUCGAUGUUCCUGAUAGAAAACGGCCGGAAAUCGGUCAAAGAAUUCGUCUCAGUCAGGGCGACAUUGCACAAACAAAUCUACUUUACAAAUGUCCCAAGUGCGGGAGAACAUUCCAAACAAGCUCAGCUGUGUUUUCUCCGCCCAUUGACACCGACAAAGAUCCGCCACCGGAAGGAAUCCAUUGUGAAUGGCGUAUAACAGCUACACAUGGAGAAAAAAUCGUUCUUAACAUCACCGGCUUGGACAUAAAAAAAUCUCCAAAUUGUAAAACAGACUACAUUGAAAUUCGAGAUGGGUACUGGCACAAAUCUCCAAUAUUAGGAUUAUUCUGUGGAACGGGACAGUUUAAUCACAUUACUUCUACCGGCAGCAGAAUGUUGGUGACAUAUGUUUCAAAAAAUCCCAAAGGACACAAAGGCUUCACUGCCAGUUAUGAAGCUGUAUGUGGAGGUGACCUGUUUAUAGACUCCAAAGGUCAUUUGGAGUCACCAAAUUAUCCUGAAGAAUACCAUCCUAACGUAGAAUGCAUUUGGAGAAUAACUGUGCCGGAAUAUCAUCAAGUAGCUCUAAAGUUUCAAGCUUUUGAAGUUGAAAAUCACGAUAGCUGCGUUUACGAUUAUGUGGAAAUUCGUGACGGUCUUUCCUUGGAAAGUCCCAUUUUGAAAGUCCAUUGUGGAUAUAAAGUCCCCACAGACAUAAUUUCGUCGUCCAAUCAAUUGUUAGUCAAAUUUGUAUCUGAUGGGUCCGUCCAAAAGGGCGGAUUUUCCGCCCUCAUUAUGAAAGAAUUCGAUGAAUGCUCGUCCAUUGAUCAUGGCUGCGAACAAGAAUGUGUUAACACAUUGGGCAGUUACGAAUGUACUUGCCGAAUAGGAUACGAACUACACUCUGACGGAAAGAAAUGCGAAGAUGCCUGUGGAGGAGUCUUCAACCACACCAAUGGAACCAUCACUUCUCCCAGCUUCCCCGAAUUGUAUCCGUUAAAUAAAAAUUGCAUUUGGGAGAUUAGAUCUGCGCCUCAAUACCGCAUAACCUUGAAUUUCACUCACUUUGAUUUGGAAGGCAACAAUGCCCAGCCUCAACAAUGUGAUUACGACAGAGUGGAAGUUCAAAGUAAAUUGGCCGAUGGUAAAAUGAAGGUGCAUGGAUCAUACUGCGGUUCUCGCAUCCCCACAAUUAUUACAUCUGAGGGAAACGUUAUGAGGAUAAUAUUCAGUUCCGACAACAGCGUACAAAAGACUGGUUUCGCUGCUGUAUAUUUCACAGAUAUGGACGAAUGUGCGGCUGGCGACAAUGGAGGAUGCCAACAUGAGUGUCGUAACACUUUGGGUUCCUACCAAUGUGCGUGUCACAACGGCUACACUCUACACGAAAACGGACGCAGCUGUAAAGAAGGAGGUUGCAAACACGAAAUAAUCUCCCCGUUUGGUACAAUUGGAAGUCCCAAUUAUCCUGAGGAUUAUCCCGGACGAAAGGAUUGCGUGUGGCACUUCACCACGACCCCUGGUCACAGGAUCAGACUUGCGUUCCUGAAUUUUGAAGUGGAAUCACACCAGGAGUGUUCUUAUGACCACGUGGACUUCUACGAUGGUGGUUCCCCGGAGGAUAAUUCUCUGGGGCGGUUUUGUGGGGCUAAAGUGCCGCCAAUGAUUGUUUCGUCUGGGAACCAGCUGUAUAUGACUUUUAGGUCUGAUAAUUCUGUUCAAAGGAAAGGUUUUUGGGCGACUCAUGCAACAGUAUGUGGAGGAAAAUUGCAAGCCACUUUGGAAAAGAAACACAUAUACUCCCAUUCGAAAUUUGGAAGUGCAAAUUACGAAAACAAAGCGGAUUGCGAUUGGACGAUUGAGGCAAUAAAUGGUUUUAGUGUUCAACUUUCAUUCUUGACAUUCGAUUUAGAAGAUGAGAAAGAAUGCAAUUACGAUUUCGUCGAGAUAUUCAACGGGUUAGACUCUAGUGUGCUGUCUUAUGGAAAAUUCUGCGGCACUAAUAAACCGCAUGAUAUUACAUCGAGCCAAGAAGGAUUGCUUGUUCGUUUCCGUUCGGACGACACGUUGGUGAGCAAAGGUUUCAGCAUAGUUUACGAAGCCGUAGAGACAUUCACGGAAGAAGAAGAGGAAACGUACUGAGUAAUCCAUCUCGAAAUAACACGGAACUGAUACAUGUGAAAGUUUGACUUUUAAGUCACAGAUUAUCUUUUCAUUUUGAAAAUUAGCAAUAAGUCCCAUGAGGUUUGUAUGUUUUGGUGAAAACAUCUAUAGGGUAGUUCGCGAUGUUUAGACAUGUAGUAUUUAUUUAAAUAACUGUACUUAUUUGUGUAUUUAAUAAGGUAAUGUUUAUGUAAACAUUUUUGUUUAUACAGAUAAGAUUUAAAGGAAUCUCGAUUCUUAUACUGCAUUGAAUAACAAACGAAUAAAUUCGUAACCAAAUUUU
Aethina tumida (small hive beetle) is the source of this 4074-nucleotide messenger RNA. It is a transcript of the gene tok, whose product is annotated as tolloid-like protein 1. The record is from RefSeq and is a predicted model, not a curated record. The transcript has 11 exons. The coding region runs from base 381 to 3770 and encodes 1129 amino acids. Gene Ontology annotation, biological process: proteolysis. Gene Ontology annotation, molecular function: metalloendopeptidase activity; zinc ion binding; serine-type endopeptidase activity. Lineage: Eukaryota; Metazoa; Arthropoda; Insecta; Coleoptera; Nitidulidae.